AUGCAUGAUAAUACGUGCAAAACUAAUUGUUAUAAUCAUCCUUUGUCAAUCUUCGUUGCACCUGAUAAUAAUUUGAAAACACAGAUCGUAGCUCAAGCAAUUGUUGAUAAUGAAACACAAUCCUCAUAUGAAUGGGUCUUUAAUUGUAUUUUAAAUGCAACUGGUUUAGAACCAAAAGUCUUGAUAACAGAUGGUGAUCUGGCAGUUAAUGGCUCUGUCAUAGCGCAAUUUCCCAAUGCAUUUCACAUAUAUUGCAUUUGGCACAUAAGUCAAAAUUUACCAAAAAAUCUAAAAGGGAUAAUUGGUUCUAGUUAUGAUAAUUUCAUGAAAGACUUUUAUACUAUGAGGAAUAGCCUCACAGAAGAAAAAUUCAAUGAAAGUAGAUAUUUCACAGCUGGUGUACAGUCAACCUUUCGUAAUGAGGGUGAGAACUCAACACUAAAAUGCUUCUUUGGAAGUUCAAGUCUUUCAUUAUGUGAACUAUUUGAUGCCUUAGAAAAAAAGUACCAAGAAGAAAUCGAUUAUUGCAAAGAAAUCUGUCUUAUUUCUAUUGAUGAUAGUAGAUAUAAUGAAGUUGAUAAAUCAGAACAGUGUAUUGACAACUUAUUCGAUUGCCCACAAAUACAAUUAAAAUCACUUCUAAAUGAUUUUUCAACAAUUCUUGAAUUCUGGGAA
Messenger RNA from Cetraspora pellucida, 675 nucleotides. The record is from the annotation of a GenBank genome assembly. NCBI's taxonomy places the organism in Eukaryota, Fungi, Glomeromycota, Glomeromycetes, Diversisporales, Gigasporaceae.